ACGUCAUCUGAUAUCUGCAGUCAGAUGCUUGUGUGUGAAGCGGAGCUCCAGAUGAGCUCUGCUGGUAAAGUCCGCUCAGCCGUGCGUUAACGCGUUUGGUUCUUCCAGCUUUUCCUCCGAAAGGCCAAAUUAAGACUCGGCCUGAUCUCUGCUGCUGUUGGGGAGGAUGUCCCUGUCUGGCUGGGUGUGUGUGGUUACAGGUGCCUCCAGGGGCAUUGGGAGGGGAAUAGCGCUGCAGCUGUCUGAGGCAGGAGCGACCGUCUACAUCACGGGGCGUCAGGAGAAGACUCUGAAACUAGCUGCUGCGCAGGUGAAUGAAAGAGGUGGGAAGUGUGUUCCAGUGGUCUGUGAUUCUACAAAAGAUGAAGAUAUAGAAGCAUUAUUUGAAAGGAUCAAACAUGAGCAGAAUGGCAGACUUGAUAUAUUGGUCAACAAUGCCUACGCCGGCGUACAGGAGAUUUUUGAGAAUAUGGGGAAGAAGUUCUGGGAAAUGGAUCCCUCUCUUUGGGAUUCCAUCAACAACACCGGUCUUCGGGGUCACUACUUUUUCUCUGUCUACGGAUCUCGCCUGAUGGUGGCCCAAGGUCAUGGUUUGAUUGUGACCAUUUCAUCUAUGGGUGGGCUGCGGUAUUUGUUCAAUGUACCAUAUGGGGUUGGAAAGGCUGCAUGUGACCGACUGGCAGCUGACAUGGCCGUUGAGCUGAAAAACAGAGGAGUGGCUUCUGUCAGCUUGUGGCCAGGAGCCGUACAAACAGAGCUGGUGUCUCGUUUCAUGCUAGAAACACCAGAAGGACAGAAUUCUAAGUAUAAAGAAAUGUUUUCCAACGGAGAAACCACAGAACUGAGUGGGAAGUGCAUCACCAGCCUGGCAAAAGAUGGAAAUCUAAUGUCCUUGACUGGGAAGGUGCUGAUGACGUGUGACCUGGCAAGGCGCUACGGGAUUAAAGAUGUUGAUGGACGAAGUGUACUUGAUUAUACUUCUCUGAAGUUCCUCCUGACCCAGGUACCGUACCUGUCGUGGCUUUCCCCUGUGGUCCCGUCAUUCCUGCGCCUGCCUCGCUUUGUGCUCUCUCUGGCAAGCAGCCGUUUCUGAAGAUUUCCCAUGACACUCUUCAAAUUUAAAUUAAGAUUAUAACCUGAAGUUAUAAUCUCAGUGUUUUAAGGAAACAACCUUUACCAAUAGAUGAAGAAAACAAGAAGUUCUAGUCAACUUUUGUAAGCAUUUGUAAUCAAAAUGAGAAUAAACACACAUUUACACUCUUUAUUUCCCAUUGAUAUACUAUUUACCAGUUUGAUAUAAACCAAAUAUGUUGAGUUUACAUUGAAAGGAUUAACAUGAAGAAUUCUGUAACAGUAUUUUUGUAUUUACUAGAUGAGCGCUAAUGUCAAAAGUGGGAAUUGUAAGCUAUUUUUCAGUUCUGAACAGUAAAGAAAAU
Nothobranchius furzeri (turquoise killifish) is the source of this 1436-nucleotide messenger RNA. RefSeq names its product dehydrogenase/reductase (SDR family) member 1 (gene dhrs1). NCBI's taxonomy places the organism in Eukaryota, Metazoa, Chordata, Actinopteri, Cyprinodontiformes, Nothobranchiidae. The record is from RefSeq and is a predicted model, not a curated record.